GGCACGAGGCAGUGGCGGCAGCAGCAGCGCGGGCGGGCAGCGGCAUGUCCUGAGGCGAGCGAGCGGGCGGCGGCGCGGAGCCGGGCCCCACCACGGAGGGGUCGGUGGAGCAGCGGGCCAAGGGCCGGGCCCCCAUGAAGGAGAAGGAGGCGGGGGUGGAGCGGGGCAAGCCCGCCACUUACACCGGGGACAAGAAGGCGCGCAUGGCGGCCAAGACCAACAAGAAGUGGGUGCGCCUGGCCACCGUGCUGGCCUACGUCCUCUCCGUUUCGCUGGCCGCCAUCGUCCUCGCCGUCUACUACAGCCUCAUCUGGCAGCCGGUGCGCGGCGGCGGCGGCGGCUCCGGUCCCGGCCCCGCCGCCGCCACCACCUCGCAGCCCCGCGCCGCGCCGCCGCCGGGCCCCGCGGCCAGCCAGCCGCCCGCCGGACCCACGCAGGAGGCUCCGCCAGCGCCGCCGCGGACGGGCCCCGACCCCGGCCUCGUCGAGACGGACCGCCCGGACGCCUCGCCGCCGCCCGGGGCCGAGGCGGGCGCCGCCGCGCCGCGCCGGGUGCGCGGGAGUCGCUGAGGCGGCCGUCAGCGCUCACCCCCGGCCGGGUGGGAAGACGGGCCCGGCGGACUGCGAGGGGCGGCCGGCGGAGGAUGGAGGCCGGCGGCGGCGCGGCUGCCCGAGGUGGGAUCGCUCGCUCGCCCCUGCGCGCCGGCCGCGCUCGGCGCUGGGGAGGCGGCACCGCGACCCCCGGCGCGGACGAGCCCCGAAGAGCUGAGGCUGGAGACUGACCCGGCCCGGGGGGCGGCGGGGGAAGGAACUGUUUUUACUGGGUAGAACUGCGGUAUCUUUUCCCUUUCCCCCCCCCGUUUUUCCUCAGAAGGGAAUUUUGUGGCUUCGUUUUUUUCCUCACCAGGGCUAGCUUCUCUCUUUGAACCCGCAUUGAAUUCCUGCGCUAUUUAUGCCAGUCUGUUACCUAUAAAGGGAUACCGGUGUCCAAAAUUCCUCACUAUUUACAGGAUCAGCUGGGAACAAUAUGAAUUUAGAGGCUGUAAUCCAUUGUUUAAGUAACAACAGUUUUGUUUAACAAUGAGCAUAAACUUAUUUAAAAACAUGUGAAAGGUAAAUUGACUUGUUUACUAUAUUAAAAUAUUUUCCCAAU
Molecule: messenger RNA, 1152 nt
Organism: Gymnogyps californianus (California condor)
Lineage: Eukaryota; Metazoa; Chordata; Aves; Accipitriformes; Cathartidae
Gene: INAFM2
Product: InaF motif containing 2
Exons: 1
Coding region: 135-569 (144 amino acids)
Source: RefSeq, a predicted model, not a curated record